Molecule: messenger RNA, 1290 nt
Organism: Triticum aestivum (bread wheat)
Lineage: Eukaryota; Viridiplantae; Streptophyta; Magnoliopsida; Poales; Poaceae
Exons: 7
Source: RefSeq, a predicted model, not a curated record
AUGGAGCUGGAGUUUCAGGCACUACAGAGCAACGAUAGAUGGCGCUUGGUUCCUCCUGUGUCUGGUGUCAACAUCAUUGACUCCAAGUGGAUGUUUAAGGGUGGUCUCAGCUUCAGCUUUAUGUUCAGAAUGCUUUUCUCCAUGGGGUCUUGGAGGAAGAGGCUCCUCGUGCAUGGCAUGCUCGACUUGGCUAGCUCAUCAGUGACUGUCGCUGAUCGUUUGCUGUCUGCUCUGAGUGGUCAUUUUGCCGUCAAGGAUCUGGGUGCUCUCCAUUACUUCAUUGGUCUGGAGGUUUCACGGUCUUCUGCUGGCCUGACUCUCACUCAACAUAAGUAUUCCUUGACUUGCUGCAACAUGCUGACUCAUGGUUUAUGUGGCCGCUCGCUGGUGAGCCCGGGCAGCUGCCCCGGGUCGCCGGGGCUUGUAAGCAAUGACAUCCGUUAUAUUUGGAACCAUGGCCCCAAGUUUGGUGGGGGAUUUGAUUGUCGGUACUGCCCCCUAAUCACUAGAGGAGGAGGUGCAACCUGCUUUAGGGAGCACCUUGGAGGUAUACUAGGUGAAGUGAGGGAGUGCCCCAAUGUUCCAAGAAAUGUGCGUGCUGCAAUAAGGGACUCCCGGGAUGACGCAAGGCGGAAGAAGAGGGAAAAGAAAAAUCGUAAACUCCGCUUGGAACGGGAUAUCAUGGAAGGGUUGUACCAUGGAGAAGGGGUGAUAAAUAUUGAAGAAGAUGAUGAUGAACAGAUUCAGGCCGCACUUCGGGAGUCCCUAAGAGACAAGAAUGUCUCUCGUGCAGUUGAGAGGAGGAGAGGGAGUGGGAGUGGUGUUCGUGUGUCGCUUGGGAAACAAAGUAUCACAACAUACUUUGACAAGGAAUUAUCAAGCAACAAAGUAUCAAUGCAACCAAAGAUCAGCAGUGCUUUGAUUGUUGAGUCAGAAGAUGUACUUGGCCAAGCCUGGGCAAUGUUCUUUCAUGCUAAUUACAUUGCUGGUCUGAAAGCAAAUUGUCCCUAUUUUCGUGCGGCAGUCAAGAUAUCUCAAAACCUUGGCCCAGCUCCUGUUCCAACUGCUAAGGAGAUUGAUGGGAUUUAUUUGGACAAAAAUUAUGAAGAAGCUGAAUAGUGGCUGAAGAUGUUCUAGCAAGACUAGAGGAACUAUGGCGUAACUGUGAUGUGUGACUCAUGGACAAGGCCUACUGGUAUGUGUCUCAUCAAUUUCAUGGUGUAUUGCAAUGCACGGAUGUUCUUUCAUAAAUCCAUUGAUGCUUUCGGUGAAACUCAGAAUGCAGGUUAG